Fukomys damarensis (Damara mole-rat) is the source of this 1143-nucleotide messenger RNA. It is a transcript of the gene Perp, whose product is annotated as p53 apoptosis effector related to PMP22. Gene Ontology annotation, cellular component: cell-cell junction. The transcript is spliced from 3 exons. Bases 13 to 390 code for a protein of 125 amino acids. Gene Ontology annotation, biological process: cell-cell adhesion. NCBI's taxonomy places the organism in Eukaryota, Metazoa, Chordata, Mammalia, Rodentia, Bathyergidae. The record is from RefSeq and is a predicted model, not a curated record.
UGCGAGAGCCUCAUGCAGUACGCCUGGGGAAGAGCAGCUGUCGCCAUGCUUUUCUGCGGCUUCAUCAUCCUGAUCAUCUGCUUCAUCCUCUCCUUCUUUGCCCUCUGCGGACCCCAGAUGCUCGUCUUCCUGAGAGUGAUCGGAGGCCUCCUGGCCUUGGCGGCUGUGUUCCAGAUCAUCUCCCUGGUCAUUUACCCCGUGAAGUACACCCAGACCUUCAACCUUCACAGCAGCCCUGCGGUCCUUUACAUCUAUAACUGGGCCUAUGGUUUCGGGUGGGCGGCCACGAUUAUCAUGAUCGGCUGUGCCUUCUUCUUCUGCUGUCUGCCCAACUACGAAGACGAUCUGCUGGGCAAUGCCAAGCCCCGGUACUUCUACAACUCUGCCUAAGGCGGGAGGAGAGAGGCGCGCUGAGAUGGAGCCGGAGCAGGGGAACCUUCUCGGGCCACCCGGCAUCUAUUUCGGUAGCGUUUGUGAGCUCCAGGCCGCUUGGCACCUCUUCUGGCAGUGUUCAUGGAGUUAACAUAGUUGGAAAUGCUAAAAUAGUUUGGGAGAAAAUAUUUUUAAAAUUGUGUUAUAGUUUCCUAUUCCUCUAUGUUUUGUGAAAUUAACAAAAAGAUGUUUCUUUUUGCUAGUCACUUACAAUAUGCCAAUAUUUCCUACGUCUGUCUGUAGCCUGUAUACUGCAUUUAUAAAAGGAAAUGAGCUUGAAUAGUAGAAAUGUGAAGGCUUCCAGGGUGUAUUAAUGUGAUCCAGUAAGAAUUCUCCCCAGACAGAAUGGACUGUUUCUAUUAAGAGCUAAGAAGAAGAGGGAGAUAUUGGUAAAAAUUGUCAGUAGCUAAACAUUCUAAAAUAAAUAUAAAACAAAAACUGUAUUCUCAAGUUUUCAGCUGUUCAAAGAAGCAAAACAGUUUCCUAUUUUUGAGAAUUUAUAAUUAAUAUUGUAAUAAUUGCUGCUUUGGUAAACUCCAUAUUGACUGGAUAUUCCAUGGAGGGAAGUAUUUCUCCAUGCCCAGAACAGAUUGCAGUAGUCUUUAAAAGUCCUUACAGGGUCAGGGUGUGGGGAAACACUGUAUCCAUAAAUCUGUGCUGCUUUGUGUCUAUAUGGCCAGGAUUCGGUAGACUGGACUGAAAGAUGGGAAA